UGAUAAAAGUCAGAAAACAAAAAUUGUUGAUUGAUUUAAAGAAAAAAAAGAAAGAGAAUUCUAAUAAAUUUUACUAAAUAUAUAAUAAAUCUUUUUAUUAACAAGAAUUUUAACUAAAUAAAUAUUAAAUUAUUAGUUUUAUAAAAUGUCUGACAAUGAUGAUGAUUUUAUGUGUGAGGACGAUGAAGAUUAUGGUUUGGAAUAUUCAGAAGAUAGCAAUUCUGAACCAGAUGUUGAUUUAGAAAAUCAAUAUUACAACAGCAAAGCGCUUAAAGAAGAAGAACCAUUAGCUGCCCUACAAUCAUUUCAAAAAGUGUUAGAUCUUGAAAAUGGCGAAAAGGGGGAAUGGGGUUUUAGAGCUUUGAAACAAAUGAUCAAAAUAAAUUUCAAAUUGCAAAAUUAUGGUGAAAUGAUGACACGAUAUAAGCAGUUGCUCACUUAUAUUAAAAGCGCAGUAACACGAAAUCAUUCUGAAAAAUCAAUUAAUUCUAUCUUGGAUUACAUUUCGACUUCAAAAAAUAUGGAGUUGUUGCAAAAUUUUUAUGAAACAACAUUAGAAGCACUAAAGGACGCUAAAAAUGAUCGUCUAUGGUUUAAAACAAAUACGAAAUUGGGAAAAUUGUAUUUUGAUAGAAAUGAUUUUGGGAAAUUACAGAAAAUAUUGAAACAAUUACACCAAUCUUGUCAGACUGAUGAUGGAGAAGAUGAUCUGAAAAAAGGUACUCAAUUACUUGAAAUUUAUGCCUUAGAAAUUCAGAUGUACACAGUCCAAAAAAAUAAUAAGAAACUAAAAGCUUUAUAUGAGCAAUCUUUGCACAUUAAGUCUGCUAUACCGCAUCCUUUAAUAAUGGGCGUUAUACGUGAAUGUGGUGGAAAAAUGCAUUUACGUGAAGGGGAAUUUGAAAAGGCUCAUACUGAUUUCUUUGAAGCUUUUAAAAAUUAUGAUGAAUCGGGUUCACCGAGACGCACAACAUGUUUAAAAUAUUUAGUUUUAGCUAAUAUGUUGAUGAAAUCUGGAAUAAAUCCAUUUGAUUCCCAAGAAGCCAAACCGUAUAAAAAUGAUCCAGAGAUUUUAGCAAUGACUAAUCUAGUUGUUUCUUAUCAAAAUAAUGAUAUCAGUGAAUUCGAAUCUAUUUUACGCCACAACCGAAGCAAUAUUAUGGCUGACCCAUUUAUUAAGGAACAUAUAGAAGAUUUAUUGAGAAAUAUUCGCACACAAGUGUUAAUUAAAUUGAUUCGCCCUUAUACAAGUAUUAGAAUACCGUUUAUAUCGAACGUCUUAAAUAUUGAACCUGCUGAAGUUGAAAGUUUAAUGGUUUCUUGUAUUUUGGACAACACUAUUCAAGGGAGAAUCGAUCAAGUUAAUCAAGUCUUAAAACUAGAUAAAGAAACAAGAUGUGCGGCGCGCUAUAACGCUAUGGAUAGAUGGGCAAAUCAAAUAAAUUCUCUACAAUUGGCAGUAAAUAAUAGAAUGGCAUAAAAUUAAUAUACAUCGCCUAAAAUUUAUCAAAUUGAAAUUUUGUUAAUAAAAGAAUUUUAAGAAUUUGAGCUUCUAGAUAAUUUUAUUAAUUAAGUAAAAAUUACAAAAAAAAUGAAAUAUAAUUAAUAAGGUUAGAGUUGGCUAUUGUCAUUUUGUGUAGAAGUGAUCAUAGAUCCAAUCAUAUUAAAAUGAUCAUAACAUGGUGUUUGAGCAACACAUACUUCUUCCGAACAAAAUGCUAAUUCAAUUUCAUUGAUAAGGUUAUAGUUUUCUUCCUCUGGUCCUAACAAAUCUUCUGUAUUAACUAAAGUAUUUGGCGUGUUGAUGACAGUUAUUUGCGAUAAAUCAGAUUCAACAUCACUCUCUG
Messenger RNA from Condylostylus longicornis, 1847 nucleotides. It is a transcript of the gene alien, whose product is annotated as COP9 signalosome complex subunit 2. Bases 146 to 1480 code for a protein of 444 amino acids. Lineage: Eukaryota; Metazoa; Arthropoda; Insecta; Diptera; Dolichopodidae. Gene Ontology annotation, cellular component: COP9 signalosome. The transcript is spliced from 8 exons. Gene Ontology annotation, biological process: protein deneddylation. The record is from RefSeq and is a predicted model, not a curated record.